AUGGCGUCUGAAUUUAUCGGCUACGAUGUGCUGGUGACUCUGCGAACGCCACCAAAUGCAACUGUGCAAGGAGAAGUGGCCAAUGUCAUCGGCCAGCGUCUAAUUCUACGGAAUGUCAAGCUAUCGUGGAUCGGUCACCCACUUCCGUCCUACUCCGUCGACGCUCCGGAUAUUGCGGACCUCUCAAUAGCACCAUCAGGCCAGCCCACUGCCCAGCAGCCCCCUGUCCCCCUUGCUCCCUUUUCUCACAAGGAGGCAGUGGGUGCUACUUUUGCGCCACCCGCGCCAUCAGCGCCACAGCCUUUCGUGGACCCAGCGAUUCUGAGUUUCUCGAAACCUCCCUCGAAACCAGUCGACCAGAGCCCAGAGGCAGCGGCACCUUCGAGCUCCCAACAUCCUCAGCUAUCGCAGCAAGUCGUCCGUGAUCAGGCUGCUGUUCUUAAUGAACCAUUCAGCAACCUUGAGCUAGAUGUGAACAAGGCCCCACCCGAGAGCGGAAUCGCGACACAAACUGCACCCCCUUUGCAACAGAGCUUACACUACGGACCCAAGACCAAUCGUCGCGGUGGUGCGCCUAAGGUCUCCAAAGUUGUCAACGAACACGAUGGAGCAGCCAAUACAAACCCGAAGACCAGGGGCUGGCGCCAGACAGCCUUUACCGAGCCCUCGCACCCACAACUCGCGGAGACACGCAACAAGCAGCGGCGGAAGAAGAAGGGCAGAGCCAGUUAUGCUGAGGACCCGAAUGGCUGGGCGACAGAAGACGCCACGGAUAUUCAGGAAUUGGGCGAGUUUGAUUUUCAGAGCAAUCUUUCCAAGUUCGACAAAAGACGGGUUUUUGAGGAGAUUCGUAAUGACGACACUACCGCCGAUGAGGAACGCUUGGUCAGUUUCAACAGAAGACCGAAGCCCGGAACGAACGGUGGGAGAAACCUGCAUUGGACGGAAAACGUUCUCGACAGUCUUGAGGAGAGUGAGGAGGAGCUUACUGAUCACGUCCCGAGCGACGCGAAGCUUAGCAGCGGAACCUACUCAGGACGUGAGCGCACACUGUCUUCCAGGGCGCCACCGUCUCGCAAAGGCAGUGCUAUUCUCGGACAGCCAUUGGUCCCUGCACAGGUCAACUCGCUUGGUCGCAGUCAAUUGAGCACGUCUCGAACCACCAGCCCACGCCCGAAUAAAACUCACGUCUCAGCAUCGCCGAUAAGCGGCCCCGGUGUGCCUGGUGCCUCUCUGCGCCUCACGACUACCAACAGAAGCUGUCCAACCGUGAGUCCGCUCCAGACUCUUGAGGUUGAGCAGAUUGCGGUCGCGGAGCUCGGCCUCACCGAGGACAUGAUAACAGAAAACACUGGGCGAGGCAUUGCGGAAGCCGCCGUCGGCCUUCUGACUAGUGAUGCGGCCGCCCCCACAAUGCUUAUACUCACAGGCAAUCACCGGACUGGAGCACGGGCUAUAUCCGCUGCUCGCCAUCUGCGUAACAGGGGUCACCGUGUCACCGUCUGUAUGCUGGGAAUUGAGCACGAAAACGAGCUGUUAGAGAAUUGCCGCAAGCAACUCGACGUGUUCAAGAAGAUCGGCGGUCGAGUGCAUCGGUGGGAAGAUCUCUCAGCCCGACUGACAACCUCCGAGUUUGCUCCCGACUUGGUGGUCGAUGCACUGUUUGGUAUUCACAUUGCCUUUGAGGACCUUCGCACAGACGAUCAAGCAGUAGCCUUCGAAAUGAUUUCAUGGGCCAACAGGAGUAAUCUUGAAGUCUUGUCUGUGGACGUCCCCUCCGGUCUUUCUGCCAUUAGUGGCGAAGCGACGGUGGUGGAAGGCGGUCGAGUCUGCGUCAAUGCUAAGUCAGUGGUUUGCCUAGGCGCUCCAAAGACUGGUAUCGUCAACGCCUUGCUUUCGGGAGAAGGACUAUCAUGGAAUCUCUCGGUAGCAGACAUUGGAAUCCCUCAGAUUGUGUGGAGGAAAUAUGGCAGUCGACGACGCCACGGAAUUGACUUUGGCAACCGAUGGGUGGUGCCGCUACGCUACCAGCCACCUCCUAUCACGCAUUCAGAAUGGGCGUCGGAGGAUGCCUUCUCCGCCAGCGCCGGAGCGGGCGUCACGCGCGCGAAACGCGGCGGAGUCGAUAAUAGUUUCAAGCGCCUGCCCUUCAACUUCUGCUCGCUCUCCCUCCAACCGUACGCGCAUCCGGUGUGCACCCACGAGGGCACAAUUUUCGACCUGACCAACAUCCUCCCCUGGAUCAAGAAGCACGGCACGAACCCGGUGAAUGGGGCGCCCCUCAAGAACUCCGAUCUCAUCAAGCUCAACCUGGCCAAGAACGAGGCCGGCGAAUACGUCGAUCCCGUAACCUACAAGGUUUUCACCGACAACACACACAUCGUCGCGCUGCGGCCGACAGGGAAUGUCUUCGCGUGGGAUACGGUCGAGCGGCUGAAUAUAAAGGGCAAGCUGUGGAAGGAUUUGGUUACGGAUGAAGAGUUCACCCGGAAGGACAUCAUCACGCUGCAGGACCCGCAGAACAUCGAAUCGCGGAACCUCAGCUCGUUCAACUACAUCAAGGAAGGCGAGAGCGGGUUGACCGAGGAGCAGAUCCGGGAACGAGAGGACCCCGCUAACAAUGUCAAUGCCAACGCUCUGGGCAGUUCGGCCAAGAUCCUGAAAGCAAGGGAAGCAGUGGCCAAGGCCCGCUCGGAGAGGGCACAGCGCGCGGGCGUCGCUGGUGCGGCUGCUGCCUCUGUGUCCAAGACUGGGGCUGGACCUGGGUCUGUUGGUGCCUUGUCGCAGGCUAAGAAGCCGGUUGCUGGGAAAGCAACUCCCUAUAAUGCCGCACGGCAUACGACGGGGUUGGCUGCUGCCUCGUUCACGAGCACGGGGAUGACCCCGCACACGUCCGCCGACCUCGCACUGCUUUCGGACGAGGAAUACAUGCUGAAGAGGGGUCGCGUCAAGCACAAGGGCUAUGCGCGCAUCUCGACUACGUCUGGGGACAUCAACCUGGAACUGCACACGGAAUAUGCACCCAAAGCCGUGUGGAAUUUCAUCAAGCUCGCCAAGAAGGGUUACUACAGGGAUGUCACCUUCCAUCGCAAUAUCAAGGGCUUCAUGAUCCAAGGUGGUGAUCCAUCCGGGACUGGACGCGGAGGCGAGAGUAUCUGGGGCAAGUAUUUCAACGAUGAGUUCGAGGGGCCUCUGAAGCACGACUCUCGAGGCACGCUCAGCAUGGCCAACAAGGGCAAGAACACGAACAGCAGUCAAUUUUUCAUUGCCUAUCGCGCCCUGCCUCACCUGAACAACAAACACACCAUCUUCGGUCAUGUCAUCGACGACCCGACCCCAUCGUCCCCGACCUUGAACAAACUUGAGACACACCCCACCAACUCCACCACCAACCGACCCACCCCGGACAUCCGCAUCACCGAUGUGACCAUCUUCGUGGACCCCUUUGAGGAAUUCCUGAAGCAGAAGCAGGCGGAGGAGGCCAAGGCCAAGGGUCACAUCACCGAUCCGGCGGAGGAGGAACAGAAUGCACGCCGUGAGGACGACGAUCGUGUGACCUGGACAGGGAAAAGGGUUCGUGGUGCCGGAGGUGGUUCUGCAGAGGAGGGCUCGGCCGGUGUAGGGAAAUACCUCAAGGCCGCCCUGGCCGAACGGGCGGGCCAGGAGGAGGACGAGAUUGUGGAGUAUGUGGAUGAUGAGCCUGAGCCGGAACCGGUGCGGAAGAAGAUGAGAGGCGCUGGGGGAUUCGGAGAUUUCAGCUCAUGGGAUUGA
Aspergillus aculeatinus CBS 121060 is the source of this 3771-nucleotide messenger RNA. RefSeq names its product peptidyl-prolyl cis-trans isomerase. Gene Ontology annotation, molecular function: peptidyl-prolyl cis-trans isomerase activity; mRNA binding; ubiquitin-protein transferase activity. Lineage: Eukaryota; Fungi; Ascomycota; Eurotiomycetes; Eurotiales; Aspergillaceae. Bases 1 to 3771 code for a protein of 1256 amino acids. Gene Ontology annotation, cellular component: P-body. Gene Ontology annotation, biological process: deadenylation-independent decapping of nuclear-transcribed mRNA; protein folding; protein ubiquitination. The record is from RefSeq and is a predicted model, not a curated record. The transcript has 5 exons.